AAAGGACACCGUUGGAAAGGCAGUAAAUACCUAGCAGGCGAACACUGCACUGGAGGCCAAGCGACCCCUAUGGUGAGGGUUGCGGCAGGAGGCGUGUGGGCUGAUUACGUACGUCUCCCGGUAGUUUCAUCAGCAUCGUCCAUAUUCUGAUGAGAGAGGCAAGAUGGUGGCACACUGUCAGCACUGUGGCUGUAAGGACAUUGACACAGACCCAGCCCGUGGAGAUGCAGUCUGCACCUCGUGUGGCACGGUGCUCUCUGAACACAACAUUGUUAGUGAAGUUCAGUUUCUGGAAAAUUCUCAUGGAGGAAGCUCUGCUGUGGGCCAGUUCGUCUCCUCAGAUGCAGUUAGCAAGCGGCCUAUGUUCAGGGACUUCCGUGGCUCAUUUGCACGGGAGAGCAAGGAAAUCACACUGGGUAAUGCCAAGAAGAAGAUCAAUGCCCUUGCUCAGCAGCUACGACUCAGCCAACACAAUUCAGAAAUGGCAUUUAACUUUUUCAAGCUGGGUCUCAGUAAAGGCCUGACUCGAGGGAGAAAAACCAACCACGUGAUUGGAGCAUGUGUAUACAUCACCUGCCGCACGGAACAGACUGCACACAUGCUCAUUGACGUGAGUGAUGCCCUCCAGAUUGAUGUGUAUGAGCUGGGCCGCACCUACCUCAGGCUGUCCACGGCCCUGUGCAUCAACAUCCCAGCCAUGGACCCAUGCCUCUACAUUUGGAGGUUUGCAUAUAAGCUCUCCUUUGAAAAAAAAACUCAUGAUGUUUCUGAGACAGCACUCCGGCUUGUUAAACGGAUGAAGCGAGACUGGAUGCACACUGGACGGCGACCAUCAGGAGUGUGUGGGGCAGCCCUGGUCAUUGCUGCACGGCUGCACAACUUCAAUCGCACAAUCAAUGAUGUAAUCAAGGUGGUGAAGGUGCAUGAGUCAACACUGCGCAAACGGCUCACUGAAUUUGGUGAGACGCCUUCCAGUGCCCUCACACUUCAAGAGUUUAUGACAGUGGACCUUGAUGAAGAGCAAGACCCGCCUGCAUUCAGGGCAGCCCGGAAGCAGGAGAGGGAGCGGGUGCAGAGGCUGCUGGAUCAAGAUGGUUUGGAGACGGAGCUCACGGAGUUGCAGCAAGAGAUUGAAAAGCACUUGGAGGAGCGCAAGAAAAAGCUGCGUGGCAUCUGGGCCAAGUAUGAUCGGGAGGAGGAACCAAUUGAGGAGGCAGAGCAGGAAACUGUGGAAGCCCAAAAGUUUAUUACAGAAGCCACAUUGGAGACCAUCAAUAAAUGUAUGGAUGAUGGGCCUGAAGAUGUUAAGAAAGAGGAAGAGCCCCGGGGCAUUGGGCCCUCAGCAGCCAGCCUGGGAUUGAAAGAAACCAUUGAGGAGUGCAUGGAGAUCCGGCCCAAUAACCCAGAGCCAGAAGACAGUGGUUUCUUAGAUCUGGUAGACAUUGAUGACAAAGAGAUAGACUCGUACAUCCUAGGACCACGAGAAGUGAGGCUCAAGACUUCCUUGUGGAUGACUCUGAACAAGGACUAUCUGGAGGAGGUGAAAGUCAAAGAGGAGCGAGAGCGCAAGGAGGCAGAGGAGCGGGAAAAGGAGGGUAAACCACCUAAGAAGAAGAAGAGUUAUACCAAGCGAUCCAAAAGCAACACCCCGGCCAACACAGCUGGUGAGGCUAUUGAAAAAAUGCUCCUAGAAAAGAGGCUGUCAAGCAAGAUCAACUAUGAUGUUCUGCGUAGCCUCAAUGGAGAAGAGGAGCAGGAGGAAGGGGACACGAAGGAAGAGAAACCCAACCCUAAGGUCCUCAAAGCAGCCCCAGUGGAGACUCCUAAGGGUAUUUCUUCUGUCCUCCACUCUCUGACUGGCAAGAGACCAAGGAAUUCCUCUAAGGAGGAUGAGGAGGGCAGGGCGUCCAAAAAGCUGGACGUGAAGGUGAAGCAGGACCAGGAAGAGCCAAAGCAGCAGCAGCAGGCAGAGGAGGAGGAGGAAGAAGAGGAUGAAGAGGAGGAGGAGGAAGCAGAAGAGGAUGAAAGCAGUCUGUCAACAAUGCAGCUUCUGCGCAUGAGGCGGGUGGUGCUAAUGCGUGGCGGCUUCUGGUGGCGAUGGUGGAGGACAGCAAAGGGAACUGAAAAACCUGCUUCAUCCCUGGUGCUGACGUCACACUUGCGUCAGAGGGGACUUCCUCACUGGACCUCCUAUUUUGUGCGGUACAGCGAUGUGACCAGUGACCAGCGGGGAAGGUCACAUUUUAACUGGAAGGUAGAUGACGUGAACUACCACAUUCUGAGGACUGGAUGUUGGCCCUACAUCAAGUACCACUGCUCCCAGCGACCCUAUCAAGACCUCUCCACUGAUGACAAGUUCUUCAGGUUGUUGAAAGUGAUGAACCUAGGUGCGCAAGAGGCAGGUGUGGUGAGGUGACAGAGGUCUCCCUUGCCUGGCCUAUGGCUUUGGUGCUUCUUUCCUCAUCAGCUUCCAGGAAGAAGUGAAAACUCCAGAGGGGACAGUCACCAUAUAUUUCCUUUAUGAAGAAGAUCGGGGAGCCAGGCAUUAAAAUCUGAAG
Messenger RNA from Scylla paramamosain (green mud crab), 2558 nucleotides. RefSeq names its product transcription factor IIIB 90 kDa subunit-like (gene Brf). Gene Ontology annotation, biological process: DNA-templated transcription initiation; transcription by RNA polymerase III; transcription preinitiation complex assembly. The transcript has 5 exons. Bases 164 to 2416 code for a protein of 750 amino acids. The record is from RefSeq and is a predicted model, not a curated record. Gene Ontology annotation, cellular component: nucleus; transcription factor TFIIIB complex; transcription preinitiation complex. Gene Ontology annotation, molecular function: RNA polymerase III type 3 promoter sequence-specific DNA binding; RNA polymerase III general transcription initiation factor activity; TBP-class protein binding. NCBI's taxonomy places the organism in Eukaryota, Metazoa, Arthropoda, Malacostraca, Decapoda, Portunidae.